Molecule: messenger RNA, 1729 nt
Organism: Raphanus sativus (radish)
Lineage: Eukaryota; Viridiplantae; Streptophyta; Magnoliopsida; Brassicales; Brassicaceae
Product: arginine biosynthesis bifunctional protein ArgJ, chloroplastic
Exons: 14
Coding region: 174-1583 (469 amino acids)
Biological process (GO): L-ornithine biosynthetic process; L-arginine biosynthetic process
Molecular function (GO): L-glutamate N-acetyltransferase activity, acting on acetyl-CoA as donor; L-glutamate N-acetyltransferase activity, acting on acetyl-L-ornithine as donor
Source: RefSeq, a predicted model, not a curated record
UAACCAUUCUCUCUUCUUCACUGUACAAUCAGACAAAACAGUCUUUGGUCUCUAGGGUUUAAGGAUCGAGUUUGAUUUUUUUCAGACCAAAGUACUAAAAGGAAUUUAAUCGGUUAUAAAAACCUGCAAAGCUUCGGCGAACUCGAGUUUGGCGAUUUUGUCCUCAAAGAAAGAUGCAUUCUUCUAGUUGUUACCAUACUCACUUCUCCUCCUCCCUCAAGCUUCCUCAUUUCUUCGCGCCUAAGAGCUUUGUGGCGUCUUCGCCGAGGAGAGAGUUAAGAGUGUUCGCAAUGGAAGCUGCGUCUGGUCACAUACCGUCGGCUCCAAUCUCUCUACCCCAAGAAGGCUCAUGGAAACAGAUAGGUGGUGGAGUGACAGCUGCGAAAGGGUUUAAAGCUGCUGGUAUGUACGCUGGAUUACGAGCUUCAGGGAAGAAGCCUGAUCUCGCUCUUGUUACCUGUGAUGUCGACGCUGUUGCUGCAGGAGUGUUUACUAUGAAUGUGGUUGCUGCUGCUCCUGUUGUUUACUGCAAAAAGGUUCUCGAGACUUCGAAUACGGCGCGUGCAGUGUUGAUCAAUGCCGGUCAGGCCAAUGCAGCUACUGGUGAUGCUGGUUACCAAGAUAUGUUAGAUUGUGUUGGUUCUCUCGCCACGCUACUUCAAGUGAAUCCAGGGGAAGUAUUAAUCGAGUCAACUGGGGUUAUUGGUCACAGGAUUAAGAAGAAAGAGCUUCUCCAAGCACUUCCAACACUAGUCAACUCGAUGUCAGACUCUAUUGAACAGGCAGAUUCUGCUGCUGUAGCCAUCACCACGACGGAUCUUGUAAGCAAGAGUGUGGCAGUUGAAUCACAGGUGGGAGGAACCACAAUUCGAGUUGGGGGUAUGGCAAAAGGCUCAGGGAUGAUCCAUCCAAAUAUGGCAACUAUGCUAGGUGUCAUCACAACAGACGCUCUAGUUGAAAGUGAUAUCUGGAGAAAGAUGGUUAAAGUUGCUGUAAACCGAAGCUUUAACCAGAUCACUGUAGAUGGGGACACGAGUACCAACGACACAGUGAUUGCUUUGGCGAGUGGGCUAUCUGGAUCACCUUUUAUAUCUUCUUUGAACUGUAAGGAAGCUGUACAGCUUCAGGCUUGCCUUGAUGCGGUGAUGCAAGGUCUUGCCAAAUCAAUAGCUUGGGAUGGCGAAGGCGCAACAUGUCUCAUUGAGGUAACAGUAAAAGGAACAGAAACUGAAUCAGAAGCAGCGAAAAUUGCACGCUCGGUGGCUUCCUCUUCACUUGUCAAAGCAGCUGUUUAUGGGAGAGAUCCGAACUGGGGACGCAUAGCUGCAGCUGCUGGCUACGCUGGAGUUUCUUUCAAGAUGGAUAAGCUUAAGAUAUCACUCGGCGAGUUUUCACUCAUGGAGAGUGGUCAACCUCUUCCUUUUGACAGGGAUGGAGCCAGUAACUACCUCAAGAAAGCUGGGGAGGUUCACGGAACUGUUACAAUCGAUUUAUCCGUAGGUGAAGGUGCAGCCACAGGGAAGGCGUGGGGGUGUGAUCUUAGCUAUGACUAUGUCAAGAUCAACGCUGAGUAUACCUCAUAGGCAGAGAGUUUCAUGUAAUGUUGUGUUUUCAUCUCAGUUUUAGUAAACCAAGUUUGCUUCAAAUAAAACAACAUCCAAUCAAAUAACAAAGCUCCAUUGAGUUCAUCACAAAAGUGAAACUUUAUCUCAAAAUAAAAAGCACAAAA